AUGGAGCACUGGGACUCACUGGGAUUUUUGAUUGUCACACUCAACUAUAAUGUGACUAUUGUAGGAAAGAUCUGGCUCAUGCUGAUAAUUCUGCUGCGAAUGGCAGUGGUGGUGUUAGCAGGCUAUCCUCUCUACCAAGAUGAGCAGGAGCGCUUCGUCUGCAACACUCUACAACCAGGAUGCUCCAACGUUUGCUAUGACUUGUUCUCUCCUGUAUCUCACUUUCGAUUCUGGCUCAUUCAGACUGUGUCCAUCCUGCUACCUUAUGCUGCCUUCAACAUUUAUGUUUUGCACAAGGUAGCUAUGCACAUUGUAAGAGUGCACUGUUUGGUGCAUGGAUGCAAAGGGAAUAAGGGUUUGUCAAGUCCCAAAGACUUGAAGGAGCUCUGUAGAAGUGCUGUUGCCAAUAGAUUAGAUUGUGGUGCAGACAGCCUAAGUGUCCUGAAUUUUUCUGGAGCCUAUACUGUUCAUCUUUUUUUUAGGACACUGCUUGAAGCUGCCUUUGCAGUUGUGCAAUAUUUCCUCUUUGGUUUUGUUGUUCCUGAGCGCUUUUCCUGCUACCAUUCACCUUGUACAAGUGUGGUUGACUGUUAUAUCUCCCGGCCCACUGAGAAGUCCAUCAUGACGAUUUUCAUCUGGGGGGUCAGCAGCCUAUCAUUUCUGCUUAGCCUUGCUGAUCUCGUCUGUGCUCUCCGGAGAAUGACAGCAAGAAACCAAAAGAAAAAGGUGCUUGUGAGCCUCCAUGAAGAGAAUGAGUGUGUUUUAAAUUCUCCCUCAGGACAGCAUUGUUCUCCACCUCAGAAUCAGGACUGUCCAGUAUCAAAUAGCAGCCAGACCAGUGAUGGCUCCUGCUCACUUCUUUCUGAAGAGGAAGAAGAGGCUGUUCUUCAUCCUGAAGCGAUCUCUCAGCAAAAUGAGAGCACUAACCUUAACAGCAACAGCAAUAAGCCCUGUAUAUCAGGAGACUUUGCUGUUAAUCAAGAUAGCACUGAAGAACCCUUGUGUACCAGUGACCACCAAGGAAUCAUGUGCAGGCAGCUGAGACCCAGGCUUCAGCAGGACUUCAUUAAAGAUACUGCCCUCCCUUUGAGACCUCAGGUCACAUCUGACCUUGGAGUUCCUUCCUCUGUAGUUCAGAGCAAGCUUUUAGAAUAUUACCCUUCAGCUGAGAUAAAAAACCCUGAUGCACAAUCAAAUUAUAGCAGUACUAGUUGCUUGAGGUCAAAAAAGUCAGAAUGGGUAUAG
Molecule: messenger RNA, 1245 nt
Organism: Colius striatus (speckled mousebird)
Lineage: Eukaryota; Metazoa; Chordata; Aves; Coliiformes; Coliidae
Gene: GJD4
Product: gap junction protein delta 4
Exons: 2
Coding region: 1-1245 (414 amino acids)
Biological process (GO): cell communication
Cellular component (GO): connexin complex
Source: RefSeq, a predicted model, not a curated record